GGCGUCGGCAGCGACCUUGGCAUUACCCUCGCCGUAAACCGUGAUUGUGGUAGCAGCAAGCAGCAGGAGCAGCGCAGAGCUGUAGCGUUGUAGGUAUUCUAUUCUGCGGUUGUAGCAUAUGAUCCCGGACGAGGUGAUCCAUGCAUUUGCUCUCGAUUUUGGUGGCAGGUAUACGCAGAGACGGUACCGUGAGUGUUCCUCGGCGAAAAACAUAUUUCCGGCGUCGGGCUUUUGGUAGUACGGCCCGACCUGCCACACAAACCACGCGGUUCGCUAGGCCCCCCGUGCGAAUGGGAAGACCCGAAAGCAUUGUUCUGUGCUGAUAGCCUAGCAUCCAGUAUUAGGCUUAACAUCGGCUCAAGAAAAGAAUUGUCUGCAUUUUCUUGCGGAUCCGUCCGCCAGCGGUGCGAAUGUGGCCAGUCCGCGUUGGGGAAACCGCCUCGGGUGCCGUAUCGGCGUGCUACGCAAUUCGGCGGCCGCCUUUCGCAAACGCUGAGGAGCAGCACCACCGCCACUGAGUUCCGCUCCGAGUCCUUCCCCACUGCCUCUACCCCACCACCACCUCCCGCGGAAGUGAGCGGUCGCGUCUUCGUCGGAGGCUCGUACGCGACUUCGUGCGGUGUGCGUCUGGCGAUGCCGUCCGCGCGUCGAGGACACUGUGCGUGAACGAGCCCCGGGCCUGGUGGCACGUUUGUUCCAGGUUUCUCCUGCGUGCUAGCGUAAGAUGAUCACCCUUUGGAGCUGACACAACCGCCGAGCGACACUGUUGCCACAGCGCCGGGAGACCCUCGCCGGUUCCAUUCGUUGAGGGUGGCCCUCCCCAUGUUGGUCUAGGAUGACCAUGACCGCGCGCAUCAAACAGGUUGUGAGCAAGAACAAGAAGCGAUACCAGGAUGAGGACUUUGACUUGGACUUAUCGUACAUUAGUGACAAUAUCAUUGCCAUGGGCUUCCCUGCUGAGAAGCUGGAAGGCGUCUUCCGCAACCACAUGGAUGAUGUUCAGAAGUUUCUUGAAAAGAAGCACAAAGGCCACUACAAGAUAUACAACCUGUGCUCUGAGCGGCAGUACGAUGCCAAGAAGUUUGAGAACAGAGUGGCACACUACCCAUUCAAGGACCACAACCCUCCGAAAAUUGACCUCAUCAAGCCUUUCUGCGAGGAUGUCGCAGAGUGGCUGUCCAAACACCCGGCCAAUGUUGCUGUCAUCCACUGCAAAGCGGGCAAGGGUCGAACGGGAGUGAUGGUGUGCUCAUACCUGGUACACAGCCGCAUGUUUGCCACUGCUGGGGAGGCUCUCUCUUAUUACAGUGAGCGCAGGACGAAAGACCUCAAGGGGGUGACAAUCCCAAGUCAGCGGCGGUAUGUGGAGUACUAUGCCAAGCUAGUCAGCACACGUGCAGAGUACAACCCAGAGACGCUGGUGCUGCACUCGCUCUCUCUUGAGCCCGUGCCUACCUUCAAUGGAGGAACCUGCUCGCCAUUCUUCCUGGUUUGGAAGAGUGAUGCCAGCAGCAUGGAGAAGUUGUACGUGUCUCCUGUGCUGGAGGGACGUAAAGGCAACUCCGCGUCGCUAUGCUUCCACCUAGGACGCACAGUGGCCCUCAAGGGCGACAUCAAAGUGGAGGUCUACAACAAGCCCAAAAUGAUGAAGAAGGAAAAGAUGUUCCAGUUCUGGUUCAACACCUUCUUUGUACCUCCAAGCUGCAAUAGUAGCAGUGGUGGCAGCAGUGUAGGGCGAGGUGACGCACACUCACACCCCAAUGGUUUUUGGGGAGGUGCUGUGCUGCAGGUUCACAAUGGGGGAGAAGAGGAGGUGAGGACAUUAGUCCUGUGCAAGGACGACCUUGACAAGGCAUACAAGGACAAGACUCAUAGCAAAUUCAGUAAAGACUUCAAGGUGUCACUCAAAUUUGUAUCCCCAAGCCAUCUGUGCCCCUCGGGUGGUGGGGGUGAUGAUCCCAGCAGUGAUAUUGACGGGCCAGGCUCUGACAGUGACACUACAGACGACGAGGAUUGGGAUACACAGGAGGCGACCCACAUCUAGGUCCGGCUCUCUCCACCCUUCACACACACACCUGCCACUUCCCACAACUCACCUCUGCCCCCCUCCCCCCACUGCUUGGAGGGUGCCACCACGGGCACAAGUGAACCCCCCUCAUUAUUUCACCACACCAUUGGCAUUCUCUCUCUCUCACCCACAUACUUGUGUAAUGUGUUGCCGUGUGUUUGUAAAUGUGCAUAAAUCUGUAUGUGGAGUUAGCGGCGUGCUUUGCUAUGGCAAGGUUCUGUAUUUAUUCAAACGUUGACCAGACAUUUUGCCUUUGAGGAGGCAGACCUUUGUUGGACUAGUUCAAUCAUCCAGUUAAAAAAAGAAUACAGGAGCUUACACAGCGUGCUGUUUGUAUUAUUCGGGUCUUGCUCACAGUUAAUUCUUUUGGUUGACAGUGGUUGCCGACAAUUGGCUGCAGCAUGUGGCCAAAAAGCUUUAAUGCAGUUUGCUUUUGAGAAUGAAACUGCUGAUGGAAAGCACUCUGUAAACAAGCACUGCGCUUUUAUUAGGGGAUCAUUUUUGGACAAUUUUUGGAUGUAUUUUGAAUUUUGAUCCAUGGCAAGUGGGCAGUAGCCAUGUGGUAGAGAAAAGGCGUAUUUGGGAGAGAAGUUUUAGACAGCUAAAACUCCUGUGGCAAUAUAAAUGUCUAAAAGAUGUGUGUGUGUGUGUGUGUGUGCAUGCGUGCGUGCAUAUGUUAUGUAUGUAUGUGUGCAUUAGUCUUUUUUGAUAGCCUUUUUUAAGGAAUGUGUUUCGUUUUUAAUACCUUGGGUUGAAAAGACUGCAAGGUCGAAACUUCGGUGUUUUUAAGAUACAGAGAUGAGCUAUUAUUUGUGCAGGCAGGUGUUUGGGUCAUAGUUAAGUACCUGGCAAUGCUCCAACAUCGCUAGUGCAGAUUUCUUUGUGAUAUGACACUUUGAAGGUUUUUAUUUUCUUCGUAAAGAAUCUGCUGUAAUGCAGUGACACUGUGUUCAAAUGGCAUUGACAUGGCUUUCAGCCUUUGACAUACGUGUAGGUUGCAGCACAGCCUUCUCCGUGCAUAAGGUGAUCGAUGUGCAACCAGAGAAUACUGGUGACUUGAUUGUCAAAGUUGCCAUGCCAUGUUGUCAUUGGGCGUAAUCAGGUUGCAUUAGAAAAUAGGGUAAGACUGGAUGAAUGCAAGACCCAGAAAGGAGCAGUACUGAGCCGGGAUAAUGCAAAACUAUUCCGACCUGUUUUCCAAAUCCUCCAUUAGCACUCCAUGAUAGGUCAAAAGGGCUUGGGCUCCGCCCAUAUGUGCAUGGUGCCCGCCCAUACGGGCUGGCCGAAGCCAUUUUGGCCUAUUGUGGAGGUUUAAUGGCAGAUUUGGAAUAAAAACAGAUUGGAACAGUUUUACGUUAUUCCAGCUUUGGUCUUCUUACUGUUCACUUCUUUGUUCUGUGCUCAGCUAAUGCCUAUUGUUGUAAUGAACCAAAAUGUACUGUCCUUUAGCACAGUGUAAUUUGGGGCCUCACAAUUUUCGUUUGGUUUGUGCUCCACUGUAACUGUUAGAAUGCUCCACCUGAUUUUUUAAGCACCUGUUAGUGAAGGCAUACUUUAGUGGCCAAGUUUCUGGGUUUCUUGUCUUUGCCUGUAGCAUGUGCGGUGUGUGGAAGGCUUGCUUUUCCAGUGAAUCUUGGUCACCGAGCCCAGCUCUUUUACCUGUUUUUUUCCUUCCCAGUGAAUGAGUUGUCGGGGUAAAGGAAGUCUUGAUUAUAGAUACUUUUGGUUAGUUUAAGAGUACCUGGAUAUAUGUAUGUAUAGGUAUAUAUAUAUAUACACAGGCUAUAGAUUUUUAUGAAGGCCAUGUGUGCUUGAAGAAGCUAAAGCAUCCGGUGAUCAUGAUACCUUUUGGUGUAGUGAAUGGAAAUUACACUUUGUGCAAAUCUGUGUUAUAAUUGAAAAAGGCAAGUAUGCAGUGCAUUGUCAAAGCAUAGUAGUGUUUGUGCAUUUCACAAUUUCACGCCAUAGUGUAGCGUAAGAAAUUAGUAAGCAGUAUGGAGUGACAGAUAUGCAAGUAAAAAUAAUAAUAAUGAAAUGCUGUGUAAUACGUAUUAAUGUUGCUGCCAGUUUACAUUGUCUAUUCUUUAAGUGCUUAGCCAAUAAAAGGAAGUUGAAGGAAGCUUAAAGGGGCACUAAAGGAAAAUAUUAAGUUGAGUUAGAUUGGAAGAUCUUUAAUAACAAGUUCGUCAUUUGUAGCGAGAAUAGACCUUCUUUAAACAAGAAAAUGACAAAAAUGGGAAAUAGGAGUGGCGCCACCUGUUGUGGGAUAUGGUACCUCAUAUGCGACGCCAACACUGGCUGAUUCACAGAGUGAGAUAUAGAGGGAGGAGAUUACGGUAACUCGCCCUUUGUGGCGCGGGCGGUUCAAAUUGAGGACUAGCAGCGGGGCUUUCGGCAGCAGUUUCCUAAGCAACAAAGUGGUGUAUGGGCACACAGAAAAUGAUGAUCGGCCCCUAGACGAAUAAACUAUUCAUCUAGCUCAACUUAAUAUUUUCCUUUAGUGUCCCUUUAACAAGAGUUAUAUUUAUUGGACUACUGGUCACAUUAAAAUAUUACGCAUGGUCCCGAGUACCAUGGGUUUACCACCAAAAUUCCACAGCUUUAUGUUCGUAAAAGUUUUAUUCCUGUGUAUGUUAGUCAUUGUAAGACAAGUGGGAAGUAGCUCAACUUUUGAGACACCAUCUGUAUUUGCAGAAAAUCUUUCCAUUUUUUUU
Messenger RNA from Dermacentor silvarum, 4782 nucleotides. Its product is annotated as phosphatidylinositol 3,4,5-trisphosphate 3-phosphatase and dual-specificity protein phosphatase PTEN-like. The coding region runs from base 836 to 2044 and encodes 402 amino acids. The transcript has 12 exons. Lineage: Eukaryota; Metazoa; Arthropoda; Arachnida; Ixodida; Ixodidae. Gene Ontology annotation, molecular function: phosphatidylinositol-3,4,5-trisphosphate 3-phosphatase activity; protein tyrosine phosphatase activity. Gene Ontology annotation, biological process: regulation of phosphatidylinositol 3-kinase/protein kinase B signal transduction; protein dephosphorylation; phosphatidylinositol dephosphorylation. Gene Ontology annotation, cellular component: cell projection; nucleus; plasma membrane. The record is from RefSeq and is a predicted model, not a curated record.